AUGAAGGUGUGGAUUUUGCAAUUGAUGGCAGUACUAUUAUGGGUGGCACUUCAUCACCAUUUCAUGGCAAACGCUCAUGACAUUUAUCCACAUCCAGAGCCUAAGCCCAUAAUCGAACCGAAUGCCACCGAUGAAGAUUGGAAGGUUAACUUUACUCAAGCAAAAUCAUUGGUCAUUACUGGGCUAAAUGGUCUCUGCUUGGAAGUAUACAGAUUCGCACCAAAGUUAGUGACAUGCAACGAAAGCGCAUCAAAGCAGAGAUGGCAAUUCCGUACAGAUGGUACUAUACGGCCGGAAACGGAUCCACUCAAGUGCCUGACUGCUAAUGAACUCAAAAUAAGAGGAAUUGUUGUCGUUGUCCAAUGUAGCGAUAGUUCGUCUGCUUAUACAGUUUGGCAAUAUAGAAACACUGAUAGAGCCAUUGUGAAUGCGGCCAGUAACUUGGUUUUGGAUGUGAGUGACUCUAGAGUAACCAGCGAUUCGGCUCAGGUAUUCAUCAUUUUUACCAGCCGUGGAUCAGCUAACCAGAAGUGGUAUACAGAACCACUAAAACUUCAGCUUUCUAUGCUCUGA
Dovyalis caffra is the source of this 573-nucleotide messenger RNA. The record is from the annotation of a GenBank genome assembly. Lineage: Eukaryota; Viridiplantae; Streptophyta; Magnoliopsida; Malpighiales; Salicaceae.